Molecule: messenger RNA, 2529 nt
Organism: Papilio xuthus (Asian swallowtail)
Lineage: Eukaryota; Metazoa; Arthropoda; Insecta; Lepidoptera; Papilionidae
Gene: eIF2A
Product: eukaryotic translation initiation factor 2A
Exons: 12
Coding region: 158-1882 (574 amino acids)
Biological process (GO): translational initiation
Cellular component (GO): cytosolic small ribosomal subunit
Molecular function (GO): translation initiation factor activity; ribosome binding; mRNA binding
Source: RefSeq, a predicted model, not a curated record
CGGAAGAGAAGACGUACAGUUGGGUUAUAAACUAAAACACAUGUAUGAUGAAUUGAUAAAAUAAAAUGAUAUAAAAUAUGCAUUAAUCUGUUAUGUGGGAAGUGUUUACUGAGUGUAAUUAUAUUUUGUUAAAUAGUUUUACGUAAACUUUCACAAAAUGAGUGUAACUCCGUAUAUUACCGGCUUAACGAACAAAAAUCUCUUCCUAGUGGAAUUUCAAGAACCUUAUACAGAGAAAGUUCUAAGAGAUGAAAGUACCCCAAACAUUCGAAGUAUAGUUUACAGCCCCAAGGGCACGUAUCUUGCUUAUAGAACUGAUAAAAAGGCUGAGAUAAUAAAAUGUGCUGACUGGUCUGUGGCUGCAACAAUCAAUGGAAAUGUCAAGGAUAUGUUUUUCUCCCCCUUGGAUAAUUAUUUUGCUGUUUGGGAAAUGUUCUUGAUUACAAAAGAUGAUCCACAGGGCAAACCAAAUAUGCACAUUUAUAAAUCAGCAAAUGGGGAGAAACUUACAAGUUUUGUACAAAAGCAUCAAACUGGCUGGGAACCACAAUGGUCAUCCGAUGAAAAAUUAUUUGCUGUACAAUUUGGUGGUAAAAUAUGGAUAUAUCAUGAUGGAGAUUUUACAAAAUAUAAUUAUCAGUAUCAAGCUGAAAAACUAAAAUGCUUUAGUUUGUCUCCCAGUCCUGCACCAAACUACUACUAUUCUGUUUUUACAUUGGGCAAGUCAGGGCAGCCAUCAUUGUGGAGGGUAUAUAAAUAUCCACUGUCAGGAUCACAAGAGCCCAUCCUGAGCCGAUCAUCAUUCCAGGCUGACAAGGCGACCUUCUACUGGAAUAGACGAGGCACUAAUGUCUUCACUAUGACACAGACAGAUGUGGAUAAAACUGGCGGCUCGUAUUAUGGAAGGCAGACACUUUCUUAUGGUGAUAUAAAAGGCAAUGCUGGAAAUGUUGGUUUUAGUAAAGAAGGUCCAAUCCACGCGAUAGCCUGGAAUCCUGGCAACUGGAAUGAGUGGGUGGCUGUGUAUGGACACGCGCCCGCUAAGGCGACGCUCUUCAACGCAAAGUGCGACCCACUUUUUGAGUUCGGCACCGGCGCUUGGAAUGCUAUAUACUUCCCACCUGAAGGGAAUAUAGUCCUGUUGGGUGGGUUCGGGAACAUAGCGACUGGUCACAUCGAGGUGUGGGACGUGCGCGCCUGCCGCAAGCUGGGCGGCUGCUCCGCGCCCGACACCACAUGCCUGCAGUGGGACCCGCGCGGGGAGACAUUCAUCACCGCAACCACCUAUCCACGACUUACUGUCGGGAAUGGAUAUAAAAUAUGGCACUACACCGGUGCUUUAAUGCACAAGCGGUCUUGUGUAGAAAAGGAGGUACUGUUAUCGAUAACUUGGCAGACGGGCAAUUUCCCUAAAAGUGAAUUGUCCAAAGUCCCUCCCAAGAGCAUACAGGAGGCUCCAGCGAAGCCCGCGGCCGCAUACCGCCCGCCCGGCGCUAGGAACAAGCCCUCCACCUUCACCCUACACGAGUACGAGAAGCCACAUCGACCUGGACAAAAUGUUAACGCUGCGCCAUCCAAACAGGCGAUAAAGCAGAAAGAGAAGCGCGAAGCCCGCAAGGCGCGCAAAGCGGAGGAGCGCGCAGCUGACGACAGCCCCGCGCCCGCCGCACCCCCUGCACCCCCCGCACACAAUAAACAGCCCUUCACCUCCACAGGUGACCCGGAAAAGGAUAAGAAGAUUAAAAACUUAAAUAAAAAAUUAAGCGACAUUGAGAAAUUAAAGCAACAAAAAGCGGCCGGCAAAGCUCUCGAACUGAACCAGCUCGCGAAGAUCGACAGCGAGCAGACACUGCUGCAGGAGCUGGAGAAACUCAAGUUAUGAUAACAUUGUUAUAAUGAUAUAUUUUUUGACAUAUUACAAUGUUGCCGUGGCUUUUUAAUUCAGUCUUUUUUAUAUUCACUAGAUGGCGCCACUUACGUAUUUCUUAUCUUUAUUUUGUUAACUGUAAUGUUAAGUACAUUUUAAAAAAGUGACAAAUUCUUAAUGCAAAAAGCUACCGAAGAAAUUGAUUUAAUAAAAAACUAAUAUCUUUUCCAGUCUUUACGUUGUCUUUGUCUUCUCGCAAAAUGUUUUUCGUUUUUUUUGUGUGUUUGAAGUUGUUUUUUUUUUAUAUUGCUAAUAUUAUUCAAUUUUUAAAAGUCCAAUGUUUUUAUGCAGACCAUAAUACAUAAAAUUCCUGUAAUUUUAUAUGAAAAUUAGAACAGCUGUAAAACAGGUAAAACCUUUAUGAAAUAAAGAAUAUUUAUUGAGAUUAGAUAUCCAUAUCCAUUGCUUCCAACAAUGGAUAUAAAAUAAAAAUGCUUUAUCAGUGGAUUCCCACAAUUUUCUGAUUUAUUUGUUGAAAAAAAAGUAUAUUUUUUGUUUUGUUAUUUUGCAUUUACUUAAGAUAUAUGUAUAUUUUUUGUAAGGUAAAUACGUCUCAUCCGAUUGUUGAGUUAUAUGUAAGAGUAAAGUGUUUAAUUAAAUGU